Sorghum bicolor (sorghum) is the source of this 2926-nucleotide messenger RNA. RefSeq lists its product as uncharacterized. NCBI's taxonomy places the organism in Eukaryota, Viridiplantae, Streptophyta, Magnoliopsida, Poales, Poaceae. The record is from RefSeq and is a predicted model, not a curated record. The transcript is spliced from 19 exons. Bases 262 to 2784 code for a protein of 840 amino acids.
ACAACCUCGCGCUCCCUCAUCUUCCGCCUCCCUCGCUACCCCCCACACCCCCAACCUCCCCCUCUCCCUCCCCCUCUGCGCCGCCGCCUAUCUCCCUCGCCAGCCCGCGGGUCUGCGCCUCCCUCACCAUCGGCUAGAGGAUCCACGCCGCCGGCUCCCCUCCUCCGGCUAUUUCCCUGGAUCUGGCCGAGCAGGAGCCACGGUGCCUUCCCCUGCCGGCGCCAUCCCUCACCCCAGUCUCUGCUCCCAAGUAUUGGAAAGAUGGUGGCCAAUAAAAGGAGUGGUGGUGCUAUCUCAAGAAGCUUAAAUGAGAAUAAAAGAACCUGCUCUGCACGAGAGGCAACCAAGUCAUCGCUUUCAGAUGGAUUAUGGGACUCUAAGGAUGGCGUCUGGAGCAAGCUGAGUGAACAAGUUGCUUUAAAUUUGUCUAAAAGCGUUGUCUCACUUGUUUUAUCAGAUGGAGACACAGUGCUAUUUGCGUCCUCUGGCAUUGCUAUAGAGUGCCAUGGACAUGUUUCGAGGUUUCUGACUUCCGCAGGUUUGGUUAGAGCUUUAAACAAUGAAGAAAACGGACAUGAUAACGUGAAGAUUGAAGUGCAUCAUAAAGGAAGGGCUGUCACAGGGUUUCUUGAAGAAUAUGAUUUGGAUUAUGACAUUGCGGUUGUCAAAAUUACAUCCUUCCUUGAUGUUCAAAAGGUACUUCUCCACCGCGCCCUGCGCGCUAUGCUCCACUCUGAGGUAGUAGCUGUUGGACAUGACAUCUCUGGCAAAAUAAUGGCCAAAAGUGGGAAGCUUACUUGUGAUCCAAGGGGAUAUGAAGAUUGUGAACUUAUGUUCUCUACUUGUAAAUUAUCUGAGGGUUGGGAGGGCGGACCACUUUUUGAUUUUUUUGGGAACUUUUUGGGCAUGAACCUUUUGUCAUCUAUGGGAGGAUCCUUUUUCAUGCCAAAGGAUAUAAUUAUGGAGCGGCUGGAGUAUUUUCGGACAUCUCUGCAAAGGAAUGCAUUUCUGGGAUGGACAAAAUAUUUGAAGGCGGUGAUGAUCAGAGGACUCGCAGAUGAUAUCCUUGAAGGUGACUUGUUGGACUCUAAGCAAGGUGUAUGGGGCAAGCUGAGUGAACAAGUUACUUUGAACUUGUCUAAAAGUGUUGUCUCGCUUGUGUUAUCUGAUGGACACAAUGUGCUAUUUGCAUCCUCUGGCAUAGCUAUAGAGUGCAAUGCGAAUGUUUCAAGGUUUCUAACUUCGGCAAAUUUGGUUAGAGCUUUAAACAAUGAAGAAAAAGGACAUGCUAAUGUGAAGAUCGAAGUGCGUCAUAAAGGGAGGGCUAUCACAGGCUUUCUCGAAGAACAUAAUUUAGAUUAUGACAUUGCAGUUGUCAAAAUCAUGUCCUUCCUUGAUGCUCAAAAUGUACCUCUCCAUAGCGCACCACCCAUUCUGCCCAAUUCUAAGGUAGUUGCUGUUGGGCAUGACAGCUCUGGCAAGAUAAUGGCUACAGAUGGGAAGCUUACUUGUGGCCCAAGCGUAUGUAAAUAUGGUGAAUCUCUUAUGUCCUCAACUUGUAUAUUAUCAAAGGUUUGGGAAGGUGGGCCACUUUUUGAUUUUUCUGGGAGCUUUGUUGGCAUGAACCUUUUUUCAUCUACGGAAGGAUCUUUUUUCAUGCCAAGUAAUAUAAUUAUCGAAUGGCUGGGGCAACUUCGGAUAUCACAGGAAAGGAAUGCAUUUCUGUCACGGGUUAAAUAUUUGAAGAUGGUGAGGGUUGGAGGACAUACAAAUGAUAUCCCUGAAGCAUAUAGAGAUGCUCUCACUGACCAGGAAUAUGAGGUUCAUAAAAUGUUGGGUUAUCCCAGGCCGUCAAAGAGGGACAUGAUCUUGGUAAAUUCUUUUGAAACGGCUUUUGGUGAUGUGUAUGAUAAGGAUGAUCGUCAAGGUGUCUGGAAGCUACUAGAGAAAAGAGUUUCUAAAGGAAUAUCUAGAAAUGUUGUCUCCCUUGCUUCUUUCAAUGGAAAUACGAGAUUCUUUGCUUGCACAGGAUUUUUUAUUGAUUGGGAUGACAAAUGUCAAGAUAACAAUGUUUCUACUAUUCUGACAUCUGCGAGCUUGGUUAGAAAUUCUGAUCCUUUCGAUGGUGAGAACAAGGUUAUUGACGGUUUGAAGAUUGAAGUGAAACAUCCAAAAGGACCACUACUAGAGGGGUCACUAAUACAUUAUAAUCUAGAUUAUAAUGUGGCUCUAGUCAGUGUCAAGAGACUCAAGAGUUAUAGUGCCUGCCCUCUUGCAAUUUGUAAACGCAAUUUGAUAUAUGAGUCUUCUAAGGUGGUGUCUGUAGGGUGUUGCUUUCAAACGGGCAAAUUAAUGGCUUCAGGUGGGAAACUGGUUGCCUGGUCAGGCUCGCUUGAUUGCAAAUUGCUUAUCUACUCCACAUGUGAAAUCACCAAGGCUGGGAUUGGAGGGCCUCUUGUUGAUUUUGAUGGGAAUUUUAUUGGCAUGAACUUCUAUGACCCGAAAUUGGGCACCCCGGCUGUGUCUUGUGAUGAUAUUGUUGAUGUCCUAGAACGUUUUAAGGAAAAAUGGACUGGUGGAGUUGACAGUUUGUCUAAUCCAAAUGGUGUGGGUGGUGUUCAAGGAGAUUGCAGUGUUAGUCUGAACUGGUGGCCAGUGCCUAGGCCAUAUUGGCGUCAGCCAGAUGAACCUGAGAAGUCUUAUUUGGAUGAAUAUGAACGUGGGGUCCUAGACAGCGGCAGCAAGUUCGAGUACGUUGGUGGAUACAUAUACAUUCUGAAGUAGUCGUUUUGUGAGCUUGUCUGAGAUGCUUUCUAUAUAAUUGUAAAUUACUUAAGAUAUCUCACUUACUAUUCCUUGUAAAUUAGUCAUGUACCGAAUUGUGCUUGAAGCAAUCUGAAGUUAUUUUCAUGUGGAUCUGUAACAA